Molecule: messenger RNA, 804 nt
Organism: Prorocentrum cordatum
Lineage: Eukaryota; Dinophyceae; Prorocentrales; Prorocentraceae
Source: the annotation of a GenBank genome assembly
GACGUCAAUCCUCAGGCAGAUCGGCGCGCGCGCUUGGCAGAGAUUGGCAACAUUCUCAAGUCCCUGGGUGUUUCGGACGCUGAGUAUCGUGACAGGCUCGUCGCUGAACGCACUUACAUUCAGGAGUUGCUGCAGUCCGAGAAGCCCCUCGAGACCAACGUCAGCGCCCAGAAUCGGAAGGUCACGGAAGCUCGGAAGAAGAAAACGAACUGUGCCACAAAGGUGCUGGCUGCCAAGGAGGCCGUCGAGAAGGCCAAGGAGGCCUUGGUCAAAGCAGAGGCUGCCGACGCGGAGGCGGCCGCCAAUCUGCCCACCCUUGAGAGCGAGUUGCGUGAGAUCGUGGCCCGAGGUCUUCCUGCAGGGGGCGAAGGCAAGCCCCCUACGCUCAGCACGGCCAUUCCAGGACUCAAAGCGAAUGUCUCGCAGCUGGGCACCGUCCUGCAGUCUCUUGGUGGCUCUGAGCGCCUCACUGCUGGCAUGCAGGCCAUGGCGGAAAUGGUCACCAGGCUGGAGCAGGAGCCGUCGGCAACGGCACCGCCUUCGGAGGCUGCGAGACCUGCGGCACCUGCUCAGGAGCCGCCAAGGGACAAGGCCGAGGCCAGCCACAUGGACGUGGACGACAACGAGGCCACCUCCAAGCACAUUGAUGAGAUGGACGCCACAACUUGUCGUGAGCAUCUCAAAGAGUGUGGAGUCGACGUCCCAGCGCCUGGUGACAUUGAAUCUGAGGAUGACACACCUGCUCUGCGAGAUCAGCUCAAGCGGCAUUUGUCCAGCGCCCAGAGCCUCGCCAAGAAGCUCAAG